CCCCCCCAAAUUGUCACCCCUCCUUACAUUUUUCUAGUGAUAGCCAUCAUCUCAUGGAAGUAAGUACUGUACAUAUCAUCAUGAUUUGUUUUAUCAUCAUGAUUUGCUAGCAGCUUUGGGGGGCAGGGAGGGAUUAUUUAAGAAACCAGAAAACAGCUCAGCCUGCAAUCCUAACCCUGCUUGCUUUGGAGUGAGCCCCACUGAAAUAAGUAGGACUUCCUUUUAAAUAUACAUGGUUAAGAUUGUGCUGUAAAGCUCUCUUGUUCUGAGUUUUAUAUAAAAAAUAAAGUAUUAUAUGUGCAUAAUUGUGCUUAUAUACUGAGAGAAAGAUAGGGCAAAGAAGGGAGCAGGGAAGUACCACAGUAUUAAAAAUACUUUAAAUGCACACACAUAUAUACACACACCUCUCUGUCCCCAUUAGUUUUUCACUGAUUAAACAUUUGUAUAAGCUACUGUUUUAUUGUUUUAAAGCUGGGACUGUGUAAAUAUCUUCCUGCUGGUUUAUAGUUUAAUGCAGAGGUGGAUAACUGGUCGGCCCCAUAGGUUGCUGGCCUCCUAACGCUCAUCAACCCCAGUCAGUCAGUUGUCAGGCAUGAUGGGAGUUGUAGUACAGCAGCAUCUGGAGGGUCACAACUUCCCCAACUCUAUUCUACUGACUGGUGUUCUUGUGUUCUUUAUUCUGAAAGUUUUAUUCUGUUUUAAUACAAGUUUUAAAACUAAUACAUUGCAUUAUGGAGCAUUGCAUUGUUGUGUUUUAUAGUUAUAUUCCUGUUCACCAUCUUGAGUGCAAGUAAUGCAGAAAGGUUGUGUGUGUGUGUGUGUGUGUGUGUGUGUGUGUGUAUAUCAUAGGACAUUAAUGGCAGACAUUGCUGUUACAUGUGGCACAUCUCCCUUUUGCCUUCAGCGAGCAGGUUUUUCAGGAUUUGUACUGUAAAGCUACUGAUUCUCAAUUUAUUCACAUCUCCAAACACUAUAUGCACAACUUGAAUAUAUUCAUAUUAUGCCAAAUAGAGCCACUCAUUUUUAUUACCUGUAUGACAACACUUGUGAAGGUUUUCAGUUGGAUAAACAGUGAUUAUACAAAGCAGCGUUUCAGAAUGGGUGGGUUGUUAAGCACAUUCACCUUCUCUUUCAGAUACAGGUAACAGACAAAAUCUGAGGGAAAACCUGCUCUUAGAGCAACUUCUCUGCCGUCUCCCUACUCAGAUUGGCAAGUGCUGCUUCUGCAUAUAUGAAUAUGAAAACAGAAGCAAUGGUCAAGGGGAAUCAGACAACAGUGACUGAGUUCAUUCUCCUUGGUUUCACAGAACAUCAAGAGACACAGGUAGUCCUCUUUGUGCUCUUCCUGGCCAUCUAUGUGGCCACCCUGGUGGGGAACAUCGGCAUCAUGACGUUAAUCUGGAUCAGUCCCUCUCUGCACAGUCCGAUGUACUUUUUUCUCAACAAUCUGGCCUUCCUAGACCUCAGUUACUCCUCUGCCAUUACUCCCAAGAUGCUGGCCAGUUUCUUAACAGGAAGGAAAACUAUUUCGCUUGCAGGAUGCAUUGCGCAAAUGUAUCUGUUUGCUUCCUUUGCAGAUGCGGAAUGCCUCCUGCUGGCUGCCAUGGCGUACGACCGCUACAUGGCCAUUUGUAACCCGCUGCUUUAUCCGGUUCUCAUGUCGCGCAAGGUUUGUGUCUGGCUAGUAGCUGGCUCCUAUCUCACAGGCGGCAUGAGCUCAUUUAUGCACACUUACUUUACCUUCCGCCUCUCCUUCUGCAAUUCCAAUGUCAUCAAUCAUUUCUUCUGUGACAUCCCUCCUCUGUUGGCCCUCUCCUGCUCCAACACCCACUUCAAUGAAAUCCUGCUCUUUGCCCUUUGUGGAUUCAUCCAAACGAGCACUUUCGUGUUCAUCCUUAUUUCUUACGCCUGCAUCCUUUGCACCAUCCUAAGGAUCCACUCAGCAGAAGGCCGCCACAAAGCCUUUUCCACCUGCACGUCCCACUUGACAGCUGUCACUUUGUACUAUGGUACUCUUCUCUUCACAUACUUGCGCCCAAGCUCCAGCUAUACUCUGGACACAGACAAAAUAAUCUCAGUGUUUUAUACUGUGAUUUUCCCCAUGUUGAACCCAUUGAUCUACAGCUUGAGAAAUGAAGAGGUGAAGGAUACCCUCGGCAAAAUAUUGCGAAGGAAAGUGAUGGUACUCAGAGGUCGAUAGCAAGAUUUCCAUUUAUUAUUGGUGGCAUAAACACCACCACUUGCCAUACAGAUUUGAAUCUAUGGAUCCACAACAACAGAAUGCUACACCCUUUACAGUACUUGUGGUUGUAUUAUAUUUAAGGUUGCCACACAUCUGGAAUUUCCCGGGCAUAUCUGGAAUAUUGCAUUUGGAAGCAGUGUCUGGGUAGGAAUCGCAAAAAUAUUUGGGAAAAUCCAGACGUAUGGCAACCCAUGUCAGCAAUAUUGUUUUUGGCUAUUUCCCUUAAAAAUAACUCAGAAAACUUCAAAAGGGUUUGCCCAACAAAUUUGGCCAAAACUCAAAAAGCUAAACAACUUUGGCAAAGGAAGAAGAAGCUCAGCAACUUUUCUGGCUGGAUUUUCACCAUUUGGAAUAUGUUGACCCUAAUAAUAUUGCUUCAGUUCGGUUUUGCAGGUGAUCAUUACUUCAUUUAAAACCAUUUACUUAACCAGUGAUAUUUAGAUGUUUAAUGGCUGUGUGGGACAUAGCAGCUUUCUAAUGGAAAAGUUGGAGAACAUUACAUCUUUUGGAAGAGGUGAUGAAGACAUUUUCAAAUAGAUACACUGUGAGUCAUAUGAUUUGUGGAUCACGGUCAUAAAGUUUCUCUCAGUUAUGAAAACACUGUAAGUGCUCUGGAUAAGAGUUCCUAUAAACAAUUUAUUGGGACAGUAUAAAAUAGUAUUUUCACUGAAGCUUUAUUCAGAAAUUGCUCUCUUCAUGCUCAGAAGCAUCUUACUGAAAACACAAUGCUGGAAUAGAUGGACCUGUGGUUUGUACUGUCAGUGAUCACCUUCUAGACCUGGAGACACAUUUCUAAUCAUUUUCUGAAUUGCCAUGAGUGCAUCAUGAUUAUAUGUCACACACAGUUAGGAAUGGGCCUAAUGUUUCCCAGUGGACAAUUCAGUGUAAAAGGGGGUGUUUCAGGGGGUUGAGAGAUCCCCAUAUGAAUAUAUUUAGGGUAGGCCCUUAUGCAUCAUCAAAGAGGUGGGCAAAAGAGGGCACAUAUUUGCAUAAAAUUAGCAUCGGGUAAUGCAC
This is a messenger RNA of Podarcis lilfordi (Lilford's wall lizard), 3256 nucleotides long. The record is from the annotation of a GenBank genome assembly. NCBI's taxonomy places the organism in Eukaryota, Metazoa, Chordata, Lepidosauria, Squamata, Lacertidae.